Molecule: messenger RNA, 309 nt
Organism: Linum trigynum
Lineage: Eukaryota; Viridiplantae; Streptophyta; Magnoliopsida; Malpighiales; Linaceae
Source: the annotation of a GenBank genome assembly
AUGGUAAAUUUGUCUGUAUCCUCUGUCUUGUUCCGUUUCGGUAGAACCAGAGAGCUUGAGCAGCGUCGGCCGUCAACAAUGGCAGUAUACCUAGUCGAGGAAGAGAUCGACGGCAGCAGUACGAACCCUAGAAUCGCUUCGCUUAUUUUUGUUUGUGUUCCUGUCAAUUUGGUUUCUCUUCGAGGUGCUGCUGGUGCGAAAUUGAGACAACGGCGUUCCGGUGUGAUGCCACAGACGCGGGACAGGAAGGAAUCCCAUGGGGCUGUGGGGGGUGCUGCACUCUACAUUGCUGCUUACGCUCAUGGUUGA